Molecule: messenger RNA, 2592 nt
Organism: Daphnia pulicaria
Lineage: Eukaryota; Metazoa; Arthropoda; Branchiopoda; Diplostraca; Daphniidae
Product: sortilin-related receptor-like
Exons: 12
Coding region: 82-2124 (680 amino acids)
Cellular component (GO): plasma membrane
Molecular function (GO): protein binding
Source: RefSeq, a predicted model, not a curated record
CCAUUCCACAGUUAAUCUUGAACACUAUAGACACACAAAAUUGUUAGCGGGAAACCAUUGUUAUUUUGUUUAGUUGCAGUCAUGCUGGUAGUGCAAGUGUUGACUGCCGUGUUGGCCCUUUCAUGUUAUUGUGAUUGUUCAGCAUACGGGCAGAAUGUUCUUUAUAUUGAUACAUCAUCAUCCUCUUCUCCCAGAAAUGUUUUCUCCACACUUAAAUCGGAACCACCGACAACACCGGCCGCUUGCCAAGGCUUUCAAUGUAGUGACGGAUUGACUUGCCUGGACGAUGCCUCUGGGCAGUGCGACGGAUGGGCCGACUGUCUCGACUUCUCCGACGAGUUGAACUGCCCACAACCACAUACAUCAGGACCUGAACCGUGCCUGGCCGGCGAGUUCCAGUGCAAGAUCGAUAAGACUUGCAUCGCCAUUACUCAGCGCUGUGACGGCCGAGAGCACUGCCAAGACGGAAGCGACGAAAUCGGAUGCCCUUGUGCCAAGGAUGAGUGGAAAUGCAAUUUCGGCUCCUUCAAGCAACAGCACGUUGAAACAGACGAGAAAAAAGACGCGAAACAACACCACGAUCACCACAAAGCGGCGGUUGCUCAAAAGAAAAGUCAAGUUGUUGUCAGAGCCAACUUAAAGCAACUGGAACCGAACCAUAAGAAGCACAACAACAACAACAAUCACAAGAGCAACCACAGCAAGAAAAACCACAAGAAAGUUCCGGCUGUGUUGAAAAUUAACGACGAUGAUGAAGACUUGAUGUUGGGCGAUGGAUCAGCAGAAGACGGAGAAAUUAUUCUUCCAUCACCUAUUUCUCCAGGUGGAGCUGGAAUGGGCACACGACAGAUGUACCGGUGCUCGUUGCUGGUUCAGGAGCCGUACAAUGAGAAGCUGGGCGACCGAGACAGCAGCGAUUUUAGUGAAAUGGCGAACCGUUUCAACAUUGCCGUUGAUUAUCUUUACCUGCACGUAUCCGGCACUCAGACGACCAAUGUCCAAACAUUCGAACGGACAAGUCAACGACAGUUGACCAAAGUCAAUUUCGAUAUCGAAUCGCAAGAUUUUGACGAUGUGAAAGUCACCGAGUCGACUCUCUGUUCAGCCGUGCAAAACGGCGUAAUUGGGUCAUUCUACGUCGAGUCUGAUGAGGGAUUCACGUUCCGAGUCGUCGAAGGUUCCGCCAUUAGUCCACUUCCAUCUCCUCCUGAGUAUCCAGACGAUUGUGAGAUUCAAUGCAAAUCGGAUGGCCAAUGCAUCACAUUGGAGCAGCGUUGCAAUGGCUUCGACGACUGCGAAGAUGGAUCCGAUGAGGAAGGAUGCCCGCCGGACUUAUUUCCUCAACCGGGAGAUUCUGAUUCAGCACCGGAAGAGCUGGACUGCCGUGGCGACAUCAAAACCAAAUGCCGAGUACCCAACGGUUUAUCUUAUUCUGAGGAACCGCAGUGCGACGGAAUCGUCAACUGUCCAGAGUGCGACGACGAGGAGGAUUGCUACGGUUGCUCCGUUGCGUGGACCAACACCAACCGUCCAGCACCGACGACGACGACAACAACAACAACAAUAACAACUACAACGACGACCCCAGAGCCGCCACCCGUUGGUUGCCAAGAGGACGAGUUCAGUUGCGAUGGCCGGUGUCUGCCCUUUUCCGUUUUCUGCGACGGUCAGGCCGACUGUUUAGACGGAGAAGACGAAAUUGAUUGCCUCGUCACAGGCUUGACCCCGCCAUGUCCGUGGUCCAAUUCUUUCCGCUGCGGCGACGGCUCCUGCAUCGACGCCAGCACUCAGCGGUGCAAUGGCGUCGCCGAGUGCGCCGACUCCUCUGACGAAGCCGACUGCGUUAUUCAUGACAUGAUGACGACUGUAACAAUAAAUAUUGGAGCUGGCCAAAACUUGAUCAGUUGUAACUCGGCAUCAGAUCCGACUCUUGCGAUAGUUUGUGGCGUUGUCUUCCCAAUUCUAGCGCUCGCAAUUAUUUUCUCUGUUGUGCUAAUUCGUAAAAGUCAAGGGUAUGUAUACGUACGAUAUGUUAAGAAAUCAAGACUUUUAUCAAUAUUUUCUUUCGCAGACUCUCUGUUUUGGCUCCAACCGCAAAUCUUCAUUCGCCACAGUGUAAUAUAGGUCCAAAUAUGAUUGUAAAUUGUGAGGUGAAAAAAUCGGUUCGAUCUGUAUCCGUAUGAAAUGUCAAUUAUUUUUUAUUUAAGUCCGUGUCAAAUAAGUGUCAUGUACGUAUUAUGUGAAACUACAAAGCAUAUAAUAUAUACUAUUCUCCUCGUUAAAUUUUUAAACGCCUUCAACGUUUUGGCUUUCAGUUGCUUGUAACAUAUGGAUGGGUUGUAAUAGAAUAUAAAAUGUAAAUUCACUUGAGAUGCCGCGUAAUACACCGCAACAUAUUAACAGCAGUCAAAGAAGAAAAAAAUAUUUAUCAUUGCUUACAAUUGAUUGUAGGAAUAACAACAGAUGCCCAAAAGAUUACACUGCUUAAUUUUGGUUUUGAUCAGGUUUUGAUUUAUCAAUGAUACCGACAGUAGUAGGCCUACAUCAUCAUCUGCCGACAAACAUUCUUCAGUUUUUUGUUGUUGUUGAUGU